AUGCGUUUCUCCGCUGUCUUCGCCCUCCUCCCCCUGGCCCUCGCCACCCCCAUUCCGGACAACAAGUCGAGCACGGCCUCCAACAGGAUCAAGGACAUUGGCAACAAGCAGGCCGACGUAGCCAACUCGGAGGUGGCCGAUAUCCAACGCGCCAAGAGCGCCCUCAAGAACGGCGGGUCGGCCAAGCCCGCCGAGGCGCAGCUGCAAAAGGACCUCAACAAGGGCAUCGCCCUGCGCAAGACCAACCAGGCCCUCCUCAAGAAGAUCAGCGGCGGCAAAGGCAGGCGCGACGUCCUGGAGGAGGAGGGAGAGCAGGCCGGCGGCGAGGACCAGGUCGUCGAGGUCCGCCCCACGCAGCCCGACGCCAACCAGGAUGAGGAGCAGCCCCCGCGGGCCAUCGACCGCACCGUCAUCGAGACGCGCGCCAACAAGCCCAAGGGCCCGCAGGGCGCCGCGAAGGGCGCCAACCCCUUCCAGAAGGCCAUUGAUACCCAAAACGCCAUCGAGCAGAAGCAGAAGGGCGCGACAAAGACCGUCAAGAGCCUCAAGGGCACCACGGCCGAUACGGCUAAGCUCGAUGCCCUUCAGGCUAGCUUCCAGAAUGGCAAUGCCAAGCUCUCUGCUUUUACUGGUCAGCUCACGAGCACGGCUUCAUGA
Messenger RNA from Pyricularia oryzae 70-15, 657 nucleotides. RefSeq lists its product as uncharacterized. The coding region runs from base 1 to 657 and encodes 218 amino acids. Lineage: Eukaryota; Fungi; Ascomycota; Sordariomycetes; Magnaporthales; Pyriculariaceae. The record is from RefSeq and is a predicted model, not a curated record. The transcript is spliced from 2 exons.